AUGACGAACGUCUCCGGCUCUUCUGGAGGCACAGGGUCUAGCCUGGCCCAGGUUACGGUCAUCGUUGCAGAUCGAUAUGGCUUCAAACGUAAGCAGCGCCUUUGCUCCGAUAUGAAAAAUUAUCGGAAGCCGCUGCUUCAGCGUUAUGUUGUGAGGAUACUUUUAAUGGUUCCGAUAUACUCCGUCUCGUCGUGGGUGAGCAUCGUUUCGUUGAAAGCCUCUGCUUUUAUAGCACCGAUCCGUGAUAUCUAUGAGGCAUUUACGAUAUAUACAUUUUUUCAACUCCUUAUCAAUUUGGUUGGCGGAGAACGAGCUCUCAUAGUCAUGACACACGGACGCGCACCAGUGCAGCAUGCUUGGCCGCUCAACCACUUCCUUCGUAAAGUCGAUAUUUCCGAUCCCCACACCUUCCUUGCUAUAAAGCGUGGUAUUCUGCAGUAUGCAUGGUUAAAGCCUAUCCUUGCUUUGGCUUCCAUAAUAAUGAAAGCUACCGGGACAUACCAAGAGGGCUAUCUUGGGCUCUCUUCUGGAUACCUGUGGACCGGGAUUAUAUACAAUAUAAGCGUCACGCUCAGUCUUUAUUCAUUGGCAAUGUUCUGGUGGCUUGGAGCUCUACCCAAUGGCGUUGCAGGCUACAGUCCAGAUAACCUUGCCGCAGCAAUCCAGGACAGUUUGAUUUGUUUUGAAAUGCCUAUUUUCGCCCUUACCCACUGGUAUGCGUUCUCCUGGCAUGAUUAUGCCGAUGCAUCUGUAUCAGCUGCGCGGAUGCCAGUGAAGUUUGCUAUUCGGGAUGCAUUUGGAAUCCGGGAUCUCAUCGAAGACACCAAAGAAACUUUCCGUGGAGAAAACUACCAGUACAGACUAUUUGACUCUGGUGAUAAUGUAAUAGCGCAUGAGGAAUCUGAAUCACGCUUAGCCAGAGUGAUGGAUGGUAAAGCAACAAGUCGAACGCCCCUCUUAAGCUCGCCAAGCAACAGCCGAAGGAACUCCAAAGGCUGGUCGAAACGAGGUAGUGCAAAUGAUGGAAGCCUGGAUAAUGAUGAUCUGGAGGACAUGACACUCAACGAGGAAGACGAAAGACUCUUCACAAAUGCGAGAGCAUUAGAGUUCGGAGAUUAUAAUUAUCCAGUGAUAACGGCCAAUGAGGUGCCACCCGACCAGCGACUUCCACGACGGACGAGGCACUCGGUAUCCAACCCAGCUCGAAACAACACCGAAUCAAGCUAUGUAAAGAGAGCAGCUAAACAUAGAAACAGACGCAUUCAUAAUAACGAAGCGUCAGAGAGCUCUUCAGGCCGUAGGUCAAAUCGCAAAUCGAAACACUCUGUUAAUGGAAACAAAGAACACAGCAGCUCCAGCAUCUCCCCCCAGUCCCGUUUGAGGCGGAGCCAACUAAUUGAUCUCGUGGAUGACGUCGGCGAGACCGAACGUGAACGCUUUGGGGCGCCUGGGGAACAACAAAACAUAGCUAAGGAAGCCUGUUUAGUUGAUCAGCCCGUAAAUGCGAACGGCCGAUAUGAAAGCAUCGAAGGCAGGCGCAUGGUCGAGCAGCCGACAGAACAACUCAGAUCGGCUGAUGAGGAUAAUGAGGCAGACACCGAAAGCCUUGCAGGGAGAAACAUGGCGUAUGGGUCAUUCAACGAAGAACGCGACGCUUGGGGUGGAUGAAUUUAGGACCAGUGGUUUUAUGAGUGGGAUGCGAUAAUUAUCUUGUUGCAAUAUAUCCAAUUUAUUGGCUCAUGGAUCAAGCCCCCUUUUUUUUUUCUUGAAUGUGUACGUACAGUACAGUACAUGGCUUAUUGGCAUGGCGUUCUAGGGAAGUGGGAACGGACUUUCUACCUAGUCAGUGUCCUUUGAAACAGCGCAAGGGGAUAUCAUUAGCCACUUUUUGUUUCGAUUCAUUUCUAGUUUUGACAUGUGGCAAUAACAAUGGAUGAAACUUCCAUGGUUGUUUUU
Molecule: messenger RNA, 1956 nt
Organism: Histoplasma capsulatum G186AR
Lineage: Eukaryota; Fungi; Ascomycota; Eurotiomycetes; Onygenales; Ajellomycetaceae
Product: DUF300 domain-containing protein
Exons: 9
Coding region: 1-1668 (555 amino acids)
Biological process (GO): transport
Molecular function (GO): transporter activity
Source: RefSeq, a predicted model, not a curated record